GACAGGAGGAACUUCCUGAGAGACCCACCAGCUGGAGUUCAGUUCCAGUUCGACUCUGAGCAGAUGUAUCCUAUCGCCAUGGUGAUGCUGCAGGAAGAUGAGCUACUGAACAGGAUGCGCUUCGACCUGGUCCCCAAACAAGUGAAGGAGGAUGUGUUCUGGAGGAACUACUUCUACCGUGUGUCCCUGAUAAAGCAGUCGGCCCAGCUCACUGCCCUGGCAGCACAGCAGCAGGCUGUAGACAACAGAGAGGAGCAGAAGACCAUCAGCCCGGAGGGUGUCAGCCUCACAGAAAAUACCAUCAGACCAAAAACACCUCCAGUAUCCAUUAGUGACAUUCCGAAGAGUGGAGAGCAGGAGGAAGAGGAGAAUGAGAUCUCCACCAGCCCUGGGGUCUCCGAGUUUGUGAGCGAUGCCUUUGACUCCUGUAACAUCGACCAUGAAGACCUGAGGAAAGAGAUGGAACAGCUGGUGCUGGACAAGAAGGAGGACGCUGCAACUCCAGAGGAUGAGGCAGCGGACUGGGAGAAGGAACUCCAGGCAGAGUUACAGGAGUAUGAGGUAGUGACGGAGGCAGACAACAAAGAUGACAACUGGGAUAAAGAGAUCGAGAAGAUGCUUCAGUCGGACGAGUAGAGUGAUGUUCAGUCUAGUAUCUCUGAUAUGAGAGAGAGCACCAUGAAGGAUCAGAAACCAUGACAGUGUCUUAGUCUAGACCAUAGAAAUAGAAUGGUAUAGAAAUGAAGGGAACCGCUGCAUACAAACCAUAAACUGUUUGUUUCAGCACACUCUAGAAUGGGAACAUCUAUGGGGUAUAUUCUGAUCUGGUGGUGGUCAGGUGUUGAAAUACUGUAUAAUAUACAUUUUCUGUCUGUACAGUUUAGUGGCUGGCUGACAUUUUAGCUGUGAACGUUUAUGGGCGAGGAGGCAACUGACAUAUUGCAUAUUGUUAUUUUUUCUCUAUUCUGUUAUUUUCUUUUUCUGGAAUUCUUUCACAGUUGGGAUGUGUACAUCUAUCCAAAAAAUACUUGUUUCUGUGCUACUCAAAUCCUGUCUUCAGUUUUUCCCUAAUAAAUAUACUUCUUUCC
Messenger RNA from Salvelinus sp. IW2-2015, 1088 nucleotides. It is a transcript of the gene syap1, whose product is annotated as synapse associated protein 1. NCBI's taxonomy places the organism in Eukaryota, Metazoa, Chordata, Actinopteri, Salmoniformes, Salmonidae. The record is from RefSeq and is a predicted model, not a curated record. Gene Ontology annotation, biological process: TORC2 signaling; regulation of short-term neuronal synaptic plasticity. Gene Ontology annotation, cellular component: synapse; Golgi apparatus; nucleus.